AUGAAUUCUCGUUUGAGUAGAGUUUUAUUUUUAAGCAGUAGACCACUGCUGACUAGACCCACUCUUAGACUAAGACCACCCACUGCCUAUCGACCAUUUUCUCUCACAACGGCUCAAAAAGAACAGUACUUGCACGGUUAUAAAGACGACAGACGUCACCAUGGUCAUUACCCCAGUCGAACUCAUUAUUGUAGUGACUUGAGCGUAUCCAACGAAGGAGAAAAAGUAGUAUUGUGUGGUUGGGCGCAAUCAACAAGAUCUCUUUCUCAAGAUUUGAUCUUUAUACCCUUGUAUGAUCAUUCUGGAACAGCACAGCUUGUCUUUCGUAACGGCAAUCAACAACUCAAGUUGCAAAUCCAAUCCUUGUCUGCGGAAAGUGUCAUUUGCGUUGAAGGCAUUGUCCGAAAGCGUCCAGAGGGCAUGGCAAAUAAAAAGCAAAAGACAGGAGAAAUUGAAGUUGAAAUCAACACGCUUUACUGCUUAAACCCUGCUUCACCCUCUUUACCCUUUUGGCCAAGUCAAACCCAAAUGCCAAAUGAGGAAGUCAGACUCCGUUAUCGUUACUUGGAUCUUCGUCGAGAAGAGCUCCAACAUAAUAUUCGCUUGAGAUCGAUAACAGCCAAUACAGUUCGAAAUUACUUGAUUGAUAAUGGAUUCACAGAGAUAGAGACACCCAUGUUGUUUAAAUCAACUCCUGAAGGUGCAAGAGAAUUCAUUGUUCCUACCAGAAAAAAGGGAAAUUUUUAUGCGCUUCCUCAGAGUCCACAACAGCAUAAACAAAUGCUGAUGGCGGCUGGAUUUGAUCGUUACUUUCAGAUAGCUCGUUGUUUCAGAGAUGAAGACUUGAGAGCAGAUAGACAACCAGAGUUUACACAGAUUGAUUUAGAAAUGUCCUUUGUCAAAGCAAAGGAUAUUCAAAAUAUAAUCGAAGGCAUGGUUACAGCUAUCUGGGAUAAAGCAUUAAGUAUAAAGCUAACAAAGAGCUCCUUUCCACACAUGACAUAUCAUGAAGCAAUGUCCAAGUAUGGAUCAGAUAAGCCAGAUGUUCGAUUCUCGAUGCAUAUCAAUGAUAUUGGAUCAUAUGUAAAAGAUGCUAUUGGUGAUGCUUCUGUCGAUUGCUAUGCAAAAGGAACUGGAACUUACAGAAGACAAGGUAAGAAGAAAAAAAAAGAGGAUACAAUUAAUUUUGCAUUUGUCAAGAUCAAUGAAAACAACAUGCAUUCAUGGCCAUCCAAAUGCCCUCAACUUCGCCACUCACAGCGUAUUGGCGCGAUUGAAACUGAAUUAAAUCAAAAGCUCGAUAUCCAGCAAGGCGAUUUAGUUGUAACAUACAAGAGACCUGCCUAUCUUUAUGGUGGCAAUACGACCAUGGGCAGAAUUCGUCUCUAUUUGUCCAACCUGCUGCAAAAUAAGGGUUUACUGAAGCUAGAUCCCGAAAGAUACAAGUUCUUGUGGAUAGAAUCUUUCCCUCUUUUCACACCUGACGAAGCUGGUAUCCGCACUUGGCAAUCCACGCAUCAUCCCUUUACAGCACCAUUUGAUGAAGACAUACCCCUGCUGGCUACAGAGCCUGAAAAAGUACGUGGACAGCACUAUGACUUGGUUUUGAAUGGUAUGGAGAUCGGAGGUGGAUCGAUCCGUAUUCAUUCCCCUGUAAUGCAGACAUUCAUACUAGAAAAGGUGCUGCAGUUAGAAAGACAUGAGUAUCAGAGGUUUGAUCAUUUGAUUGAUGCUCUCGGUGGAGGGUGCCCACCUCACGGAGGUAUUGCCUUGGGUUUUGAUCGCUUGAUGGCUAUCUUAUGUCAGGCUUCUUCUAUCCGUGAUGUAAUUGCGUUCCCCAAGGCUGCAGGUGGUAAAGACUAUGUAGUGAAUAGUCCAUCUGAAGUAACAACGGCUCAAUUAAAUGAAUAUGGUCUCAAAUUAGCUCAAGAUCAGAAUUAA
This is a messenger RNA of Rhizopus microsporus ATCC 52813, 1941 nucleotides long. Its product is annotated as aspartyl-tRNA synthetase. Gene Ontology annotation, biological process: aspartyl-tRNA aminoacylation. NCBI's taxonomy places the organism in Eukaryota, Fungi, Mucoromycota, Mucoromycetes, Mucorales, Rhizopodaceae. The record is from RefSeq and is a predicted model, not a curated record. The transcript has 10 exons. Gene Ontology annotation, molecular function: ATP binding; nucleic acid binding; aspartate-tRNA ligase activity. The coding region runs from base 1 to 1941 and encodes 646 amino acids. Gene Ontology annotation, cellular component: cytoplasm; mitochondrion.